This is a messenger RNA of Durusdinium trenchii, 873 nucleotides long. Lineage: Eukaryota; Dinophyceae; Suessiales; Symbiodiniaceae. The record is from the annotation of a GenBank genome assembly.
AUGUCCUCGCAGGUGGCUGGCAGAAAGAAGAAUGAGGGGCUGCAGAAAGGUCCGUCGGAGGCCUUGCAGAAACGACGCCGGCGCAUGUCUUUUAGCGAGCUUACAGACUUUGUUGUCGAAAGGAAGAUUUCAACAGUGGCAGAGCUAUGGAAGGCCGCCAAAGAGGAAAAGAUGCGUGGCAACUCUUUGGUUUGGGACCAUGUGGGGCAGCUUCGGGAUCCAGCUGCGGAAGUGCAGAAAAUCUUGGCUGCGUGGCACCGACCUGAAACCUUGGGGGCUUCAACUCUUAUCACCUCACCACGCUUUCCUUUGGAGCACUUUGAUGUACCUCCACGGGUCCUGCAGUGGAAGGAGACCCAAUCCCUCACCCAUACCUUAAUCCUGCGUGGUCCGCCUGGGACUGGGAAGACUGAAAUGGCUAUAUCCGUGCUUUUGUCCACAUGCCGCGCUGGCAUCCACUUUGUCAGCAAGCUUGAUCAGAUGCAUAAGAUCACCGUGCACCCAGGUGAGGGACUUGUUGUCGAUGAGGCUUGUUUCAGGACAGUGAGCAUUGAUGAUGCGAAAGCUUGGUGCGAUGUGACUCACGCACGCGAUGUGCACAACCGUUGCUCUGACGGACACAUUCCAGCGCAAACGCCAAGGAUCUUCACUACAAACCAUGAAGUCCCACAGUUUUGGCCCCCAGAGUAUUUUCCUUCCAGUCAUCAGGCUGCAAUUGAUCGGAGAACUGUUUGGGUUGACUGCCCAAACAAGCUGUUCAAGGACAGGGAAGCAACGUGCAAGGGUAACAACGUAACGUUACGAAGCGCCAUACAAGGGAGGUGUAUUGCCCCCCAAAAGUGUGUAACGCAGGUGGUCAGCGAGGUUCAUUGA